This is a messenger RNA of Hydra vulgaris (swiftwater hydra), 864 nucleotides long. RefSeq lists its product as uncharacterized. The record is from RefSeq and is a predicted model, not a curated record. Lineage: Eukaryota; Metazoa; Cnidaria; Hydrozoa; Anthoathecata; Hydridae.
UGAUUUAGCCAAGUUUGCGCUAAAAUAUAGUUGGUAUUUUUUCUCGCUUUCUUUUUAAUCUUCCUAGAAACCAGUUUGGUUGACUGAACGACUCUUGUUGUUUACAUCCGUAAGCGCCAAAAGCAAGUGUGCUUCGAAAAGGUUUAAAUAAUAUAGUUAUGCCAAGAAAAAGGCGUUUACGAUUAAGCUUCAUUGGUGGCAGGCGACCAUCAAUAUGUCCUCCAAUAAAGAAAAUUGCUAAAGAUGAGCUUGGCAAUGAAGUUGCAGGCCAGUCUGAAGCUGCUGAUAAUAAACCCAAAGAGCUUGGCAAUGAAGUUGCAGGCCAGUCUGAAGCUGCUGAUAAUAAACCCAAAGUGCUUGAAAGUGAAAGUCAACCUGAAGCUGCUGAUGUUAAACCCAAAGAUAAAAGUAAGAACAAGAAAAUAAAUAAAAUCAAAAAUGAAGGCAACUUAUUUGAAAUGGAAAUAGCUUCUAUGAAACAAUCAAGGGAAGUGAAAGAAAAGGAAAUUCUGGAUACUUUAACAAAAGAAGUUAAUGAUUUGGAGACAGAAAAAGAAGAAUGGUUAAAAAAUUAUUUUAGUUUUUGCAAAGAGAUUACUGACAUGAAUCCUUUUGAAAACUUUCAAAUCCCUCAAGAUUUAAAAAAUUUACUUGAAUUUGAUAUUAAAGCUGAAAUAAAAAAAUGCCAAGACUUGAAUGAUGAUUUUGUUAUAAACACUAUUAAUACUAAUAUUUUAAAAGAAGAAUUGAAUAUACGAAAGUUACAGUUGCAUAUUAAAUUUGAAGAGUUAUCUAAAGAAAUGAAAUUAGACAAUAUAGUUUGUGAAACUCCAAAACAUUUAAUUAAAAAAAUUAUUUUUUAAA